Molecule: messenger RNA, 2260 nt
Organism: Bombyx mandarina (wild silkworm)
Lineage: Eukaryota; Metazoa; Arthropoda; Insecta; Lepidoptera; Bombycidae
Gene: Noc2
Product: Nucleolar complex protein 2
Biological process (GO): ribosomal large subunit biogenesis; negative regulation of transcription by RNA polymerase II
Cellular component (GO): nucleolus; nucleoplasm; Noc2p-Noc3p complex
Molecular function (GO): histone binding; transcription corepressor activity
Source: RefSeq, a predicted model, not a curated record
AUGAAAAAAGCAACUGUACCAAUCAAAUCCCAAUCAAUGCAGGUGCAGGAUUCAUCAGACUCUGAUGAAGAGCCAAAUCCUGAGAGUCAUAAAAAAUCUUUGGAAAAAUUGAAGAAGACAGAUCCAGACUUCUAUAAUUUUCUUGAAGAGAAUGACGAGAAUUUGCUGAACUUUGAAGCAGCCAGUGAUGAUCAGGAAUCUGACAGACAGAGUGACAGUAAUGAAGAUGAUGAGAAAAUACACACACCAGGAGCCUUGCAGGCUGAUAGUGAUGACAGUGACUUCGAGAAUGACAAUUAUAAAUUGGACAAUACUAAAGUCACUCUUAAAAUGGUUUCGGAAUGGCAAGCAGAGUUGCAAAGUGAAGGCAAGAUUAAACUGUCCACAUUAAUCACAGUUAUAAAAGCAUUUAAUGCAGCUAUGCUUCGAGUUAGUAGUGAUGAUGGAACUUCACAAGGAGAAAUGAAAGUGGAGGGAUCAUCUGUUUUCAAUGCUGUCAUUCAAUUAUGUGUUGUUAAUCUACCCGGUGCAGUAAAAAAGUAUUUGGGUGUGGAACAGUCAGGCAAGGAACCACAAAAAUGCAAGCAUUUCUCCAAAAUCAGAGGUCCUCUGAUGUCGUAUUUAGUUGAUCUGAUGAAACUGCUCUUAAGUAUUUCAUCUGAGAAUAUUUUGGGAGUACUGCUAAAGCAUUUGCACCAAAUGUGCACUUUCAUUGCUUGUUUCCCAAGAAUUGCUAAAAUGGCAUUAAGAAAACUUAUUUUACUGUGGAGCACUAGUGAAGAAACUGUGAGAGUGUUAGCUUUUCUCUGCAUUUUAAGAAUAACCAGGAACCAACAAGCACUUCUUCUAGAUCCUGUUCUGAAAGUAAUGUACAUGACUUAUGUAAAAAACUGCAAAUUUGUGAGUCCAUCAACAUGGCCAGGAAUAAACUUUAUGAGGAGAUCCCUUGUUGAAAUGUACUCUUUAGAUUUGGAUGUUGCCUAUCGACAUGUCUUUCUUUAUAUCAGGCAACUAGCUAUUCACUUGAGGAAUGCUAUAGUAGUACAGAAAAUUGAGAACAGACAGGCUGUAUACAACUGGCAAUUUGUGAACUCUCUGCGCUUAUGGGGAGAUCUACUGGCCGUCAACAACAGGCCACCAUUACAUCCACUAAUUUACCCACUUGUGAUGGUAACUAUAAACACAAUCAAACUUGUGCCAACUCAUCAAUAUUACCCACUGAGAUUUCACUGUGUGGAGAUACUGAUGAACUUAUCUAAGGAAACUGAAACUUUCAUUCCUGUACUGCCCUUCUUAACAGAAAUUCUGGCCUAUGACUUCAAUAAAAAACACAAAAAAGUUUCAAUGAAACCUCUAGAUUUUUCAUGCAUAUUGAGAUUGGCUAAGUCUCAACUGAUGGAAAAUGGAUUCAAAGAUGCUGUAAUAGAUAAACUGUAUGCCCUCAUGUUGGAGUACACAGCUAAUGAAUCUCAUACAUUUGCUUUUCCUGAUACCAUUUUACUAGCAGUUAUUCAGCUAAAACAGUUCUUAAAAUCAUGCUCAGUGGCCAAUUACACAAAGAGAUUCCGCCAGCUAUUGGAAAAAAUUGAAGAAAACGCAAGAUUCAUUGAGCAAGAACGUAUAAAGUCAACUGUUGCCUUGGACGACGAAAGCUCAAUAAUGGCGUGGGAGACGAGCAUGAAGGCAAAGGGAACACCCCUAAAAUUAUUCUUCGAGAACUGGAACAGGAUUAAUCAGUUACAGAAACGUAAGAAGGUAACGAACAAUGAUGAAAUAGCUGGACAGAUGCCGGUCAUCAAACGACGUAAAAUCACCGAACAACAAGUACAGCGGCCGGAGAGCAAGGGACCUCUCGUUCUGUUCCCCUCAGACAGUGAAGACGACGAGAGACCAAACUUUGAGGCGGACGAAGAUGAGGAACCACCACGCGCUCCCAAAGUCAAGAAGCAAAAGAAGAAGAAGACGCAAAGGAAAAUCGCAAAAAGAAAUUCACCUCCAGAAGAAAGAGAUACCAUUGAUAAAGGCGAUAUUGUUCAAGAUCUCAGUGUAGGAGAUUGGUAAUUAAUAGAUAAUCCUAAGAGAAUGUUUUUAAGGUGCGUAUUCACUGCGAGCAUUUGUCUGUCAGAAAUUAGAAAACUGAGCGAGCGUUUACGGGGUUGACAACACUUUUUUUUUUCUUUUUUUUUCUGGCCGGGGGCUGAACCUCCUACGAGGUCCCCGCGCCUAGGGAGUGCGCGGACCUCAACGAUCUGCAAGGUGU